This is a messenger RNA of Cheilinus undulatus (humphead wrasse), 2877 nucleotides long. RefSeq names its product zinc finger protein OZF-like. The record is from RefSeq and is a predicted model, not a curated record. Gene Ontology annotation, biological process: central nervous system development; regulation of transcription by RNA polymerase II. The coding region runs from base 308 to 1861 and encodes 517 amino acids. The transcript is spliced from 2 exons. Gene Ontology annotation, molecular function: DNA-binding transcription factor activity, RNA polymerase II-specific; RNA polymerase II cis-regulatory region sequence-specific DNA binding. Gene Ontology annotation, cellular component: nucleus. Lineage: Eukaryota; Metazoa; Chordata; Actinopteri; Labriformes; Labridae.
ACCCGGAACACUGCUAACUUGGGCUCGUCGUUGUUGUGAUAGAAACGCAUAACGACAUAAACCAACAGGUCUUUCAAACGUUUCAAUGAAUGGACUCUGCACUAUUUAACGGUUUUUAAAUGUUCUACCUCUCACUCAUCUCCCGGUAGAUCCCGAAGCCCGGUUAGCCUAGCUUAGCUUAGCAUAGUUAGCAUGCUUGUUGGCGACAGAUGACAGGAAAGGGGAACUUGUCGGAGUUGCUGUUCGAUAAGAUUUCCGUGUUUUAAUACAGUUUAAGUGACGACAAGGUCCUUGCUAUAGUGUGAGAAUGUCGUCAGUCGAUAUUAUGAGAGCUUUCGUCUCUCAGAGACUUUCUGUGGCUGCUGAUGAGAUAUUUGGGCUGUUUGAAAGGACAGUAAUGGAGUACGAGGAGAAGCUUCGACGGACGAAAGAGGAAAACCAGCGACAACAGAAACUUCUGGACACCAUUUUAAAGCCCCAGAUUCGUUUACGCAGAGCAGAUGCACAGCAAGAAGAGGAUCCCGCUGAACAACAGGAAUGGAGCUCCAGUCUGGAUCAGGAGGAACCUGAGCCUCCACACGUCAAAGAGGAGGACAAGGAGCAGUGGGGCAAUCAGGAGGGACUGGCGGAGGUUUUCAAUAUAAACUUCCCUUUCACUUCUGCCCCUGUGAAGACAGAAGAUGAUGAAGAGAACAUUCAGUCUUCACAACUUCACGAAAUACAAACUGAAGAGAUGAAAACAAGAGUUGAUAGAGAGGACUGUGGAGGCCCAGAACAGGUCAGGAACUCAGAAGUAGAGAACAAUUUAAAUCAAGAGACCGUGGAAAAGACCGAAGACUCUUGUGAAGUUGAACUGGAGAUCAGCAAUGAUUGCGGGGGGCUGAGAGAACACCAGUCUAGUUUUAACCCUUUGGAGGGCUGUGACACUAAGAGAUCAAAUAGUGACAAAACGUCGCAUAGCUCCUUUAGGUGCAAUACGACAUUCAAAACAGAUCAGGAUUUAAUUCAAGACAUAAGAAUUUCCAAUGAUGAACAGCCCUUCAGCUGCUCUGACUGUGGUAAAAGAUUUAAACGUAGAUCAAUUAUUAAGAAACAUAUGUUGGUUCACACUGGAGAGAAACCCUUUAGCUGCUCUGAGUGUGACAAGAGAUUCAACCAGAAAGCUAACUUAAUCUCACACAUGAGGGUUCACAAAGGAGAGAAACCCUUUAGUUGCUCUGAGUGUGGUAAAGGAUUCAAGCAAAAGGGUAAUCUGAGCAGACAUUUGUUUAGUCACAGAGAAGAGAAACCCUUAAGCUGCGCUGAAUGUGAUAAAAGAUUCAGUCGAAAAACAUGUUUUCUUACACAUAUGAAUAUCCAUAAAGAAAAGAAACCGUUCAGCUGCUCUAAAUGUGAUAAAAGAUUUUUCAAAAAGGCUCAUCUGAAUGCACACCUAUUACUGCACACAGGAGAGAAACCCUUCAGUUGCUCUGUAUGUAACAAAAGAUUCAAUCAAAAGUCCAAUCUGACCACACACAUGGUGAGACAUUCAGGAGCGAAACGCUUCAGCUGCUCUGAGUGUGAUAAAAGGUUCUAUCAGAAGUCUCACCUUCACUCACACAUGUUAGUUCAUGCAAGAAAGAAACCCUUUAGCUGCCCUGAGUGUGAUAAAGGAUUCAGUCAGAGGUCUUAUCUUGAUUCACACAUGGUAAUUCACACAGGAGAGAAACCCUUCACCUGCAGGAUUUGUGCUCAGAGAUUUUCAUGGCGUUUACAGUUAAAAAGACAUGAGUGUGCUGGUGGACAGGCUUCAGAAGCAGGACAUACAAGAGACAAUGAGGAAGUCUGUGCAACACAAGAACCAGGCAGUAGCUUUAUUUGAAAAGUCAAGAAAAGUAUGCCCUCAGUCCUUUCCUCUCCACUUUUCCUUGACUGUAAGAGAAAAUGUCACAGGGUGAAGGAAAAUUGCAGGUAACUACACUUAAACUAGCAAUCUCAGGAUACCAGAACUUUGAACUUUGAUACCAUACCAGUUAAAAUAAUGUGAUUUUGAUGCCUGUUUUGACAUCGCCUGAAAUCCCAAGACUGCUUAAUUUUGUUAUUUUUUCUCAUUUCCAACUACAACAUUAUAAGAGUUUAUUAAAGAGUAAACACAGAUCAACAUUUAACAAUUUAUAGUAAUAAGAAGCAAAAUGCAUAACAUUUUCCUAAAAAAAUAUGAGGCCUACCUAAACUAAUAUAUUUCUGAGAGUUAUCAUUUAUAAAUCAGCAGACAUGCAUGCAGGGAUUCUUCUUUCUUUUUUUCCUUCUUCAUAUUUAGGUAAUAUUACAAGCGUCAGUGUUCACAACAAGCUGUGAGGCUGUCUUCACUCUGUAGGUUUCCAUGUUAAGGAAAACUUACUGGAACCUGGAGACAUCACUGUCUCUCUCCUCGCUCUAUGUGUCCGUAACAGACACUAACACUAAUGUGAAACAAUCAGGAAAUAGCAUGUUUUCUCUCUGUAUUUCUACUUUGUUUUAGCAACAGGACACAGACACUAGCAUUUGUUUGAUCACCCACUGCUGUGCACUUUCUCUCUCUCCUAUGGGUUCAAAUAUGAAUUCAUUUAUGUUUUUUUCUCUUCAACACUUUGUUACUUUGGGUACUAUUGAACGUAAAAAAUAAUGGAUAUUGAAUUUUUUAGAGCAAGAUGUUUUCGAAAUUGUUUUAAAAAAGACAACUUAAACUUGGUAGAUAGAUAAAAGAUAUUUAACUCCCUUUUCACUGUUCUUUUGAAAUUCAGUUGUACUCAUUCUACCUUUAAUUUUAACUCGGUUCUGUGUUGUUAAUGCUUAAGAAUACUAUGGUAUCAUCAGCUGGAAAGUAACAUGUGAAGCACUCUGAAAUGCAAAUAAACA